Toxoplasma gondii ME49 is the source of this 715-nucleotide messenger RNA. RefSeq lists its product as hypothetical. NCBI's taxonomy places the organism in Eukaryota, Apicomplexa, Conoidasida, Eucoccidiorida, Sarcocystidae. The coding region runs from base 84 to 506 and encodes 140 amino acids. The record is from RefSeq and is a predicted model, not a curated record. The transcript has 7 exons.
GACUCCACAAAUUGAUACGGGCGACCGACGGCAGCGUUUUCUGUUCCCGCAGCUGUAGGUAACGCGUGUCCGCGAAACAGUCCAUGCUUCCAACCAUGGGGGAGCAUAUGUUGGUACCGCUUUGUCUUUUGUGUCUCGUUUUCGGAGGCCACACCUCUCAGGCACAAGACUAUACCGACAGUGGCGAAAGUGACCAAUACGAACCCCAGCUUCUAGAUGAGGAACACCGCGCAGAAACCGAGCCUCUUCCGAGACUACACAGGGAGCCUCCCGAAAGAAAUUAUUUGUCCAACGAGUAUGCGGAGUUUGUCACGGACCAAGCGUACCUGCGGCCACUAUCGGCUCGACGAGUUCCCCCCAGACUCCAGGACCUUCGUCCGCCAAUAGAGGAUCUCUGGUCCCUGAAGUCGCGCCUGUACAGCCGCACCCCGGAAGAUGAUCAGUUCGCUGAUAACUAUUAUUAUUCAACUUACCAAAAGAAACGAAUGCAGUCCUUCUGGAAGUAACGUCGGCUUACUGGUGGCUAAGGCGAAUCCUGUAUUCCACAAACCCUGUUUCGGGGUGACCUCGUGUGUGGAGCAGCGUCCGGAUAAUGAAAUUGGAAGAUCUCUCGAAUGCGCGAACCAGUCUGUGUCGCUGAAGGACGUGUUUCUAGCUUCGGCAUAUUUCCUGGAUCACUUUUACCCAUUCUCGCCGAUUACCAGUGGGUGAGCUG